AUGGCGGUGGAAGAAGCCGGGCAAGUGUUCCUGUUGAUGAAAAAGGAUUAUCGAAUCUCCCGAAAUGUUCGCCUCGCUUGGUUCCUCAAUCAUCUGCAUCAGACUGUGCAGGCCACGCCUCAGGAGUUGCUGCUUCAGUCUGAGCAGGAAUUGGAAAUCCUCAGUGUCCUGCCUCCUGGCUGGCAACCAGAUGAGCCAGUGGUCCCAAGGCCAUUCCUCCUUGUUCCUUCUACCCGGGUCACCUUCCUCGCUUGGCAGUAUCGCUUUGUCAUUGAGCUGGACCUUAGCCCUUCUACGGGCAUUGUGGAUGAUUCCACAGGGGAGAUCUUGUUUGAUGAAGUUUUUCACGCCCUCUCCCGCUGCCUAGGUGGGCUGCUUCGGCCCUUCAGAGUCCCUGGGUCUUGCAUCGACUUCCAACCCGAAAUCUAUGUAACUAUCCAGGCUUAUUCUUCAAUCAUUGGCCUGCAGUCCCACCAGGUGCUGGUACAGGGCUGUCUUUUGGACCCUUCCCAGCGAGAGGUGUUCUUGCAGCACGUGUAUGAGAUGCUCUGCCACUUUGAAGAUAAGGUGGCCACCAUGCUACAGCAGCAGUAUGACCCUCAGAGCCGGACAGAGGACCAGUCUCCAGAUUCUGUGGAGCCCACAGGCCGGAAGGUGGGCAUCUCUAUGGUGACAGCAGAUGUUGGACUGGUCAGUAUGAUUCGUCAGGGCAUCUUGGCACUGCAGUUGCUGCCUUCCAACUCGAGUGCAGGUAUCAUUGUGAUCACAGAUGGCGUGACCAGUGUACCCGAUGUUGCUGUCUGUGAAACACUUCUGAACCAGCUUCGCAGUGGCACUGUAGCUUGUUCUUUUGUACAGGUGGGAGGAGUUUACUCUUACGACUGUAGUUUUGGCCAUGUGCCCAAUGUGGAAUUGAUGAAGUUCAUCGCAAUGGCAACAUUUGGCUCCUACCUCUCUACUUGUCCUGAGCCAGAGCCAGGCAACCUCGGUCUGACUGUCUACCACCGGGCAUUCCUUCUCUAUUCCUUUCUCCGCAGUGGGGAAGCCUUGAACCCUGAAUAUUACUGUGGCUCUCAGCAUCGCCUGUUUAAUGAGCACCUGGUCUCUGCAAGCAGCAACCCUGCCUUGGCCCUGCGCCGGAAGAAGCACACUGAGAAGGAGGUACUAGCCGACUUGGUCAGCACUGUGUCUGUGCGGCUCCGAGAGGGCUACAGUGUUCGAGAGGUCACGCUGGCCAAAGGAGGCUCCCAGUUGGAAGUGAAGCUGGUGCUGCUAUGGAAACAUAACAUGCGCAUUGAGUAUGUGGCUAUAGCACCCUGGCCCUUGGAGCCUGAGGGCCCUCGAGCAACACGGGUGGAAGUGACCAUGGAAGGGGGCUAUGACAUUCUGCACGAUGUGUCCUGUGCCCUGAGGCAGCCCAUUCGCUCAUUGUAUCGCACCCACGUGAUCCGCCGCUUCUGGAAUACACUGCAGAGCAUUAACCAGACAGACCAGAUGCUGGCCCACCUUCAGUCCUUCUCCUCGGUGCCAGAACAUUUCACACUUCCUGACAGCACCAAGAGCGGAGUGCCGCUCUUCUACAUCCCUCCUGGCUCCACUACUCCGGUGCUGUCCCUCCAGCAUAGUGGUUCUGACUCAUCACAUGCCCAGUUUGCUGCAUACUGGAAGCCAGUGCUGUCCAUGGAUGCGAAUUCCUGGCAGCGUUGGCUGCACAUGCAUCGCCUGGUACUUAUUCUGGAGCACGAUACACCAAUCCCCAAGCACUUGCACACGCCAGGCAGCAAUGGACGCUACAGCACUGUACAGUGCAGGAUCUCCCAUUCCUCGCUGACCUCUCUGCUUCGGGACUGGAGCAGCUUUGUACUAGUAGAAGGCUAUUCUUAUGUCAAGCUGCUUUCCAGCGCCCCAGACCAGCCCCCCUCUUCCUUCUACAUGGUCCGCAUCAUUUCCAAGGCCCCAUGCAUGGUUCUGCGCCUGGGUUUUCCCAUUGGCACAUCAGCGCAGGCACGACACAAGAUUGUGUCAGACUUGCAGGAAGAGAUCCUGCAGUUACGUUUUCCCCACCGAGUACAAAGCAAAGAGCCAACACCUAAGGUGAAACGAAAAGGGCUGGGGUGCUUUGGUGGGGGCACCUCUCCCUCCAAGUCACCACCCACGCUGGGGCCACAGCAGGCCCUUUCUGACCGGCCCUGCCUUGUGGUCCUGCAUAAGCCACUGGACAAGCUACUCAUCAGGUAUGAGAAGCUACCACUGGACUACCGGGCACCUUUCUUGCUGACACUGGAGCCACCAGGGCCACUGCCCUUGGUGUCGGGCCGUUCAGCCUCUUCCAGCCUAGCUUCACUGUCCCGCUACCUCUACCAUCAGCGCUGGGUCUGGAGUGUCCCAUCAGGGCUGGCCCCUGCCCUGCCCCUCAGCGCCAUCGCCCAGCUGCUCUCCGUCCUUACUGAAGUUCGCCUGUCUGAAGGGUUCCACUUCGCCUGCAGCGGGGAAGGAAUCAUCAACAUGGUCCUGGAGCUUCCAAUUCAGAACCGACUACCUGGGCAGGCUGCCACUGAGGAGAAACACACAUGUGUUGUCCAGUAUAUCCUCUUCCCCCCGCACUCUACCUCCACCAAAGACAGUUUCUCAACAGAUGAUGACAAUGAUGUGGAGGUGGAGGCUCUGGAAGGAGACUCAGAGCUCAAUCUAGUCACAGAGGUCUGGGUGGAACCACAGUGUGGGUACGUGGGACCUGGCCCAGAAAGCUGGAAGCACCUCCAGGACUUGACGUAUCCUGAGAUUCCUCAGGCUCUGCACCCCAGGGAUGCUGCUUGCAUAGGCUCCAUGCUGAGCUUUGAAUACCUGAUACAGCUGUGCCAGAGCAAGGAAUGGAGUCCUCUACCCCCAGAGCCAAGGCUUUCUGACGGGUUGAGCCAGGAAGGGGACACCUGUGUUCAUGAGAUCCCUUUCCAUUUUGACCUGAUGGGAUUGUUACCACAAUGUCAACAACUCCAGAUGUUCUUCCUUCUCCUUUGCCGAGAGCCAGAGGGUGUCCCUCCCGCCGAGGGGCCCUGUCCCGCCAACGACAUGGUGCUGUGCCUGCUGCACAGCUGCCUGGGCCAGGAGCUGAGUGACCGGGAGAUCCCACUGACCACCACUGACCAGGCUGCCUUCUUGAGUGAAGUGCUGCAGAGGACCGGCCAUGAUUCAGGUCCAGAGGGUCUGACAGUGGAGGGCCAUGGAAUCCCCCAAGAUCAAGCGGUCAGCAGUGCCUUGACCACUGAGCCCUCAGCGUUCCCCUUUCUGAGUCUAACUUCUGAGCCUCUCAUCCCUACCCAGCCCCUUCAGUGGCGCUGCUAUGCAAGACUUGUGAACCCUCAGCAUGUAUUUCUGACUUUUCUCCCAGCUGCGUUCUCAGAUGUCCAGCAUCUGGCAGCCUACGGCCUGACGGGACCUUCUCAAGAGGAUACAAAGCCUAAGUUUGGAGAUUGGAGUGGGGCCUCCAGCCUCAAAGACCUGGGCGGAACUGAGGUCAAGACUACAAAGCCACAGGUUCCCAUCCUCAGUGUAACCCCAGCCAGUGACAAUGUGCAGAAUCAAGGAGAGCUAAGCCCACCCUUCCGACGGGACUUACAAGUUUAUACUGGACGUCAAGCUCCCCAAAACGAGGGUGCAGAUGGGCCUCGAACUCGAUGUCCUGUCUACAUCUAUAGCUGUUCCUUGGAAGCACUGAGGGAACAGAUGGUUGGUAUACAACCCCCUCAGUUACCUCGAGACCUCAUCUUCCGGACUCAAUUCCUCGACCACUCCUCCCCAUCCUCAGCCUGGGUGGAGCCCAGGUACAAAGAAGCUGCUAACCACUGUGCCUUGCUGCAGGAGCAUGCGCAGCGAUGCUAUGUCCGAGGGCUCUUCCGGAGCUUACAGCAAGCACAGAGCGUGAACUGCCAAGACUUGCUCACAGCAGUGGAUGCCUGUGAGGAGCUGCUUCAAGAAAUAGACAUCACCCCCUUUCUGCUCACGCUGUGUGGCCACACUUGGGGUUUGCCUCUCGCACCCCCAAGCCCUGGUCCUCUCAGUCCUGGGCCCUUCAGCAGCAGCAUUGAGGAGGGCCCUGAACCUCGGGAGCGAGCCGUCUUAGCUUCUGAGUCCAGCAUUGAGACUGAGGACUUAAGCGAGCCUGAGUUCCCGAGCACUCGUGUCUCUGGCCAUCUAGACCCUGGCCCAGAGAUCUCUCUGACAGACGUCUGCCAGCUCAAAGGACAGGCACAUGAUGCCCUUCAUAACCUCAUCCAGGAGAAGUUCCUAGAGAUCAGCCGUCUCCACUUCCGCACAGUGCCCUCCAAUCCGCACUACUUCUUCUAUUGUCCUCCAUCCAGCAGACGAGAGGAUGAAGGCCCACAUGACAUAGGAGACAGAAAAGUCAGUGACCUGGAGUUCUCCGAGGCUGAGCUGGUAGGAGAAGAAGGAGACACAUCUGCCUGCUGUGUGGCCACUGAGAGCGACCCAGAGCUGGAGGUGGAGUAUCGUGAGAGCCGAGAGCCCAGUGUGGGACCCGCUGCACUGGACUCCACCUCGCUGUCUGAUGCAGAUACUGUGAACCCGGAUGAAGAUUCCUUCAGUAUCCUGGGGGGCGACUCACCCACUGGGCCAGACACCCUCAUGCAUGAUCUGCCACCACUCUUCCUGCACCUCACAUGUUCCACACGGCUGCGGGGCCAGCACAGCUCCGUUCCUGUGAGCAGCCUGCCCACCUGCUUGGGCCAAGUGCUUUCCAGCCUGGAGGGUCCCCCCGUUGGAGGUCGAGUUCCCCUCAGGGACCUCAGUAUCACUCUGGAUGUCUUCAUACUGACUUUACCCCUAGAAGUGGAACUUCCCCCAGCCUCAGACCCUCAGCACCACCGUUCAACGUCUGAGAGCAGUGCUUCUUUCCCACGAUCCCCAGGGCAGCCAUCAUCUUUAAGGUCAGAUGAUGGCCUAGGGCCCCCACUGCCACCCCCAGGAGAAGAGAGGCACCCAGGACUGUCCACCUUGCCUGCACCACACAGACUAGCAAUUGAGACCACCAUGAGUGAGAUCCGCUGGCUGUUGGAGGAUGAGAUGGUGGCAGCACUCCGCAGAGGGACCCUCCCCCAAAGCCCUGCCCUGCAUCGGGCAGCUGCCCACAUCCAUAGCUCUCCUGGACGUUCCACCUGCCUUCGCCAGACUUUGCCAUUGAGUUUUGUGUUUGGGCCAGAGCGUUCCCUCACACAAUUCAAGGAGGAAUUCCGCCGCCUCCAUCUUCCUGGCCAUGUUCUUCUUGAAGACCCUGACAGUGGCUUCUUCUUUGUAGCAACUGGUCAACAGCCAGGUGGGUCCCAUGGGGAGCCCCCUCCAGCAACCUGGGCGUGGCACCGCCAUGAGGAUAGGGCUGAAGGCAUCAAAGGGGAGACCGUGACAGCCAGCCCUCAAGCUCCUGGCUCCCCAGAGGAUUCUGAGGGGCCUUCCGUCAUCAGCCUGCCACAGGGAGGGAGCCAGCCUGGACCCUGCUGGGGAUUAAGCCUCAUGUCCAGUCAGGGCAGUGUGGACUCAGACCAACUAGGUUAUGAUGGUGGCAGCAGCGGCUCAGAUAGUGAGGGUCCUUCUGAGACCCUUGGUGAGAAGGCCCCCUUCACACUGCGAACUCCACCUGGGCCAGCAACUCCACAGCCUUCACUCCCAGUGCUCCCUGGGCCCUGCCUGCCUGACUUUUGGCUCAUUGUUCGUGUUCUGCAAGAUCGUGUUGAAGUCUAUGCACAUGCACGGAGCAUGAUAAGGGAGGAUGGAGGGCCGGGCACUGAGUGUCGUCACCUCCAGCAGCUCCUGGUGAGGCGAGUUGGAGAGAUCUGCAGGGAAGUCAACCAGCGACUGCUUCUUCAAGACCUUCAUGACAGUCAUGUGUGUAACUCUCUUCUGGUGGCUGAGAGUGAAGAAGAUUUAUGGCGCAGUGAGACCCCGUUCAGUUCCCGUCAGCGGAUGCCACUGCCCAGCGAUGAUUAUGCUGGUGAUGAAAGCUCUGCACCCCGAGGGUACCUAGCAGCCACAAUGCAGUUUGUCCCUGGACAUUUCUCCUGUGACGUUGUCUGGGGAACUGUGAUUAGAGUCCACUCACGCCUCAAGAUGGGGCCUAGCAUGGGGGUUUCUCGAGCCAUCCAGGCCCUGCGCUCUGUGCUCAACGCCUUCUCUGUGGUGAACCGGAAGAAUAUGUUUGUGUACCAGGAGCGAGCAACACAGGCUGUAUACUAUCUCCGGCUCCUGGAGACGUCGUGCAGUGACCGGCCGUGGGAAGGGGAUUCUGGGCCCCGUUCUCUCGCACUGUCCCGGAGCCAGGAGCCCAUCUACCCUGAGGAGACCUCAGGCCCUCGUUCUCCGCUGGACAUGGCUUCUAGUCGCAGUUCAGAUGCCGCUCGUCCUGUGGGCCAAGUGGACAGACACAUCCAGCUGCUGGUGCAUGGUGUAGGGCAGGCAGGUCCUGAGAUCACAGAUGAACUAGUGCGAGUGCUACGGCGACGUCUGGAUGAGGCCACACUGGAUGUGAUCACAGUUAUGCUUGUUCGGAACUGCAAGCUCACACCAGCUGACGUGGAGUUCAUCCAGCCCCCUGGAAGCCUCCCCUCUGAGGUGCUGCAUCUGGCUCUGCCCCCCUCCUGCAGACCCUGGCUUCCGGCCCUGGCCUGGUACCUGCGGCAGAACCUGCUCAUCUUCUUGCACUCUCCCAAGUACACAGACAGCAACAGCCAGAACCACUUCCAGCAUCCACUCCCACCACAAAGUGGCCUCCCUGACUUGGACAUCUACUUGUAUAACAAGCCUGGUGGACAAGGCACUGGGGGCAAAGGAGUUGCCUGCAUCACUCUCGCCUUUGUAGAUGAGGGAGGGAGCCCCAUCUCAUUGACGUCAUGGUCUCCCACUUCUCCUGGGCCUCCUGAACCACUGCUAGAGGAAGAAUUUGAGCAGCUGACCCAGGUCACACGCUGCCCAAUCCUGCUGGACAGUUGUUCAGCUCAGACUGGGGCCCCACGGCUUCGGUUGGAUGUGUGGGAAAAGGGAAAUAUCAGUAUUGUGCAGCUGGAGGAAAAACUCCGAGGAGCAGCUCGCCAGGCUCUGGCUGAUGCUGUCAUGGAACUGCGCCUGUUGCCAGCUUCACUCUGUACAGAAGAUACUCCCCCAGCAAGUCUCAGGAGUGGGUCAUUGGAAACCAAGAGCCCUGCUGGUCGGGAUGGUACCUUCCCGCCUGCCCCUGUGCCUGGGGAGCCUGUGACUCCACCCAGCAAAGGUGGCCGGCGCAGCUUCUGGGACAUGCUGAGUAAAACAGAAUGUGGGGAUUUGGGUUCCCCCAAAACAACUGAUGACAUUGUACUGGAUCGGCCAGAAGAUACUCGGGGUCGAAGGCGUCACAAAACGGAAAAUGUUCGAACUCCUGGUGGAACUGAGAGGGCACCAGGCCCAAAUUCAGGAGCCCAGAGACAAAGACGCCGGAUAACACAGCUAGAAGAGGGUGAAGCGGGGACCCUGCAUCCUGUGUUUGCUCACGUCUGUCAGCGCUGGAUGGAGUUUAUGGUUCACAUUGGUUGUGCCUCAGUGUCCAGAAGCUCCACCCACAUGGUGUCCCGGUUCCUCCUUCCAUCCAUCCUGUCUGAGUUUACCACUCUGGUCACCUCAAUGGCUGGAGAUACCAGUGUCCGAGUCUUUGAACAGCAUUUGGCUUCAGAAUCCAACAUUUUCAGCCCUUGCUCUCCUGGGCAGCUGGGCCCAGCUCCCCGUCCAGCUACUGAGCGGCAUCUGCUGCUUCUGGGAAGGAACUUCUUGCAGUGGAGGAGACCAACCCAGCAAGCUGCCAAAGCCGUGCAGCGCUUUGAGCCAGGAGGUGAUGGGAGCUCUGGGCGGAAUGCUCCCCGGCAGAGGCUCUUGCUAUUGGAGGUUGUGGACAAGAAGCUACAGCUGCUGACCUAUAAUUGGGCUCCAGACCUGGGGGCAGCACUGGGCCGAGCACUGGUGCGCCUCGUGCAGUGGCAGAACGCACGGGCCCACCUCAUCUUCUGCCUGCUCAGCCAGAAGCUUGGACUCUUCCACCAUUAUGGCCAGUUAGACUUCCCAGUGCAAGAUGAAAAGGAGCCAAACCCAUUCCUGCUGCCCACCAUGGAAGCAGAGACCCUGAUCCGGAGUGCCAGUCCUCCACUGAGCCGUGAGCAGGGCCGCCUGAGUGGUUCCUCACGUGGUGGGGGCCCCCUUCCCCUGGACACGUUCCCCUUCGACGAGGCCUUGAGGGAUAUCACAGCUGCCCGCCCCAGCUCCAUGCUCAGCCCUGUGCCCAGUCUUCCAGAUCCUGUCACCUACCAUGGACAGCAGUUCCUGGAUAUCAAAUUGACAGAGCGCAGAGAGCUGGAGCGCCAGAUGAAGAUGGAGAACCUAUUUGUCACCUGGCAGCAGCGAUCCGCUCCCGCCAGCAUGCCCAUCAGUGCAGGGGAGCUGGAAACCCUGAAGCAGUCGUCCCGCCUAGUGCAUUACUGUGCAACUGCCCUCCUUUUCGACCCAGCUGCCUGGCUACAUGGGCCCCCAGAAACUUCUGGGCCUCCUGAGGGCCAGCGACGCCAUCGUCCUGAGUCAGGAUCUGGGAGCCGAGAGGUGCCCUCAGGCUGUGAGUCCUCUGAUGUGCCUCCACCCGGAGCCCGUGAGGAGCCGUGGCUGAAGGAACUGAGUUUAUCUUUCCUGCAGCAAUACGUGCAGUAUCUGCAGAGCAUAAACUUUGUGCUUGUGCCUCUUCGGCCCCCCUCACCUGCCCGCAGUACCAGCCGGCCUCGGACCAUGCCUGUGAUUGGAACAGAAGGCCGAGGCUCCUUCUCCUGCCCUAAAACCAAAACAGAGGGGAGCCCCAAGAGCACUAGUUCCACAGUUACCACCUACCACCUGCAGCGAGCACUGCCAGGGGGCAUUAUCCUCAUGGAACUGGCUUUCCAGGGAUGUUACUUCUGUGUCAAACAGUUUGCCCUGGAAUGUUCCCGAAUCCCUAUGGGACAGGCUGUCAACUCUCAGCUAUCCAUGCUGUUCACAGAAGAAUGUGACAAGGUGCGGGACCUGAUGCACGUGCACUCCUUCAGCUAUGACUUCCACCUGCGCCUCGUGUACCAGCACGUGCUGGGUACCCACCUGGUCCUCCGGCACGGCUACCACCUCACUACCUUCCUUCGACAUUUCCUGGCCCACCACCCUGAUGGACCCCACUUCGGCCGUAAUCACAUUUACCAAGGGACAUUGGAGCUACCCACACCCCUCAUUGCUGCCCACCAGCUGUACAACUACGUGGCCGACCAUGCCAGCUCCUAUCACAUGAAGCCACUGCGUAUGGCCCGGCCAGGGGGCCCAGAACAUAAUGAAUAUGCCCUGGUGUCAGCCUGGCACAGCUCUGGAUCCUUCCUGGACUCUGAGGGACUCCAUCACUCAGAUGACUUUGAUGUGUCUCUGCUUGUCUGUCACUGUGCUGCACCCUUUGAAGAGCAAGGAGAAGCAGAGAGACAUGUUCUGAGACUACAGUUCUUCGUGGUGCUCACUAGCCAACGAAAGCUAUUCCCCAGACUCACUGUCGACAUGCGUCGCUUCCAGAAGCCACCCAGACUGCCCCCAGAGCCAGAAAUUCCAGGGAGCUCAGCUGGUAGCCCUGGGGAGACCUCAGGGGAGGGGUUGGCCCCUAGAACAGCUCCCCUGUUCCCACCACUGGCUGCUGAGGUGAGUGUCGCACGGGCACGGCUGGCUCAGCUGGUACGACUUGCUGGAGGGCACUGCCGUCGGGACACACUCUGGAAGCGCCUCUUCUUGCUGGAGCCACCAGGGCCUGAUCGGCUGCGGCUUGGGGGGCGUCUGGCCCUGGCAGAGCUGGAAGAGCUACUAGGAGCAGUCCAUGCAAAAUCCAUUGGGGACAUUGACCCUCAGCUGGACUGCUUCCUGUCCAUGACAGUCUCCUGGUACCAGAGCCUGAUUAAGGUUCUCCUAAGCCGCUUCCCCCAGAGCUGUCGUCAUUUUCAGAGCCCAGACUUGGGGACUCAAUACCUGGUUGUGCUGAAUCAGAAGUUCACUGACUGUUUUGUGCUAGUGUUCCUGGAUUCUCAUUUGGGAAAGACGUCUCUGACAGUGGUUUUCCGAGAGCCUUUCCCAGUACAACCUCAGAACAGCGAGAGCCCUCCUGCCCAGCUGGUCUCCACCUACCACCACCUUGAAUCUGUCAUCAACACAGCCUGUUUCACUCUCUGGACCCGCCUUCUCUGAGACUGAGCCCCUCAGUGUGCCUAGUCUUUGAAUCAUGGAUCUGUCCGGCUGCCCACUUGAGGCAGAGCUGAGCAUGCCUGCUCUGGACCUGUGACAGGCCCAAGCACCAAAUGACACCAAAGGCUUGG
This is a messenger RNA of Elephantulus edwardii (Cape elephant shrew), 10385 nucleotides long. RefSeq names its product seizure threshold 2 homolog (mouse) (gene SZT2). The transcript has 72 exons. NCBI's taxonomy places the organism in Eukaryota, Metazoa, Chordata, Mammalia, Macroscelidea, Macroscelididae. Gene Ontology annotation, cellular component: peroxisome. Bases 1 to 10257 code for a protein of 3418 amino acids. The record is from RefSeq and is a predicted model, not a curated record.